Soboliphyme baturini is the source of this 240-nucleotide messenger RNA. NCBI's taxonomy places the organism in Eukaryota, Metazoa, Nematoda, Enoplea, Dioctophymatida, Soboliphymatidae. The record is from the annotation of a GenBank genome assembly.
UGGCAGCUGUUUAAGAGAGGCCUACUCGAGGCUGCCGCCGAAUGCUGCGGAUAUAAACGGGUUGGCCUGACGCCUGGUGGUCAGAAAAGAUCUUCAUGGUGGACACGAGAGGUACAACUGGCAGUUAAAGAGAAGAAGGCAGCGUUCAAGAAAUGGCUUGGAAACAAGGGGCUUCUACUCGCAUAUGAUACGUCGAAGCAGAAAGGCUGCAGCCAAAACAGUGGCAAAAUCCAAAGCUGA